Populus euphratica (Euphrates poplar) is the source of this 2512-nucleotide messenger RNA. Its product is annotated as probable ubiquitin-conjugating enzyme E2 25. The record is from RefSeq and is a predicted model, not a curated record. Gene Ontology annotation, molecular function: ubiquitin conjugating enzyme activity. Bases 184 to 2151 code for a protein of 655 amino acids. The transcript has 8 exons. Lineage: Eukaryota; Viridiplantae; Streptophyta; Magnoliopsida; Malpighiales; Salicaceae.
GAAGCAACUCUAGACUCGUGCUAAUCAUCCACCUGUGUCUUACCCUUUUGCUAGGCGCGAAGCCUCGAAAACACCGAAACUGAACCACUUCUCUCUGUCUUCUAGCCGAGCCGAGCCGAGCCGAGCCGCGUUUCAUUCCUUCUUGAUUCUUCCACAAGCCGAUCAUCAUCAUCAUCUUCAUCAAUGAAGCCGCCGCCGCCGCUACACAUCCCUUUGAAUUCCAAGAAAAAAAGAGUGUUCAUGGACCCUGACGUGAUCGAAGUCCCACCUCCUCCAGCUCCGAUUGUUUCUCGCUCUCACUCUAAACAGCCCAAAAACAAACAGGUUAUUCUUCAUGAAAUAAUUGAUGUUGACAAGGAUGAAGAUGCCAUUGAUGUGAUGAUUCUUGACAAGAAAAAUGACUUGAAGAACAAGGGAAAAUCCAUAAAAGAUAACUCUGAUGGCUACAGUCAAGCUAAGGACGGUAUUUCCAGUUGUCUUUUCAGUCCUUUCCCUGGAGAAAAUAAUAUAAUUAACAUGGAUGGUCUUGAUUAUGAUGAUGGCAUACUUAUGGAUCCUGAUGACUUCAUGGAUUUUGAUGAGUAUUCAUUUUUACAAUCCCACUUUGACAAGGUGGAUAUUCCUCCUGGAGUGGAGGCCCCCAUUCCUUGGUUGCCAAAUUCUGAUAAUAACACUAAGAAAUCUGCUAAUGGAACUACUUCUUUCAAUACAAACAAUCAAAAGCAAUCUAAUGGUGGUGGUUCAUGGUCAUUGAAGCCGGGCCAUGUAAGCAAGAAGCUGAGUUCAGUGAGUGGUUUAAGUUUUCAUAACCCAAUGGAUUCCAUGAGCCAUGAUUCUGGAGUGAACCUGUCCUCUCAUUGGCUACUUCCCCAAACUGCCCAAGGUAAGGAAGAACAAGAUGUUUCACAACAUGGGGGGAGUGCCUUGAAUUUUGCACCUUUCCAGAGUAAAACAGAGCUGGUUUCUUCAAGUAUGACUGAUUAUGGUUAUGCAAAGCACUUAGACGGUGUUAUGCUCCCUCAUGGAGCUGGCCCAGCACAUUUGGGACAUACCAAUCCUGCUUCUCCAUUUGUUGGUGGAUUGGAUCACUUUCCUAUUAUUAGCCCUUCCACCUCUUCAUUGGUGUCAAAAUUAAAUUACUCAUUUGCUAACCAUACAAGUCAUCCAAAACUCUAUGAUCCAUUUGAUGCUUUGCAUAUCCCUCUUGAAGACAGUGCAGCUGGAACUCCAAAAAAUGUAGAUAAAGAUGAUAUCCUCAGAAAGUUUCAACAAUUUAAACAAUUUGAUACAGUCGAAGAUCAUUCAGAUCAUCACUAUACUAGUAGUUCUUCGAUGAAGCAGCCACCAAAGACCUGGGCAAAGAGAAUUCAGGAAGAGUGGAGAAUCCUGGAAAAUGAUUUGCCGGAUUCUAUAUUUGUUAGGGUUUAUGAAACAAGGAUGGACCUAUUGCGGGCUGUAAUUAUUGGAGCAGAGGGUACUCCCUACCACGAUGGUCUCUUUUUCUUUGAUUUUUUUUUCCCUGCUGGCUACCCCAAAGUACCACCGCUUGUCUACUACCAUUCUGGUGGUCUUCGACUCAACCCAAACCUGUACAAUUGUGGUAAAGUAUGCCUCAGCCUUCUUGGGACCUGGCAGGGUAACAAGAAUGAGAUGUGGCAGCCUGGAGUCUCGACUGUGCUACAAGUUCUGGUAUCUAUACAGGCAUUGAUAUUGAAUCAGAAGCCCUUCUUUAAUGAGCCUGGAUAUGAACGAUUGAGUGGUUCGGCAAAUGGUGAAAAGCGAUCUCAGGAGUACAGUGAGAGUACCUUUUGCUUUUCGCUGAAAACAAUGGUUUACACAAUGAGGAGGCCGCCUAAGCAUUUCGAGGAUUUUGUACUGGGUCAUUUCCACAAGCGUGCUAAUGAUAUUCUGGUGGCAUGUAAAGCCUACAUGGAUGGUGCUCAGGUGGGUUGUCUGGUCAACGGUGGGGUUCAGGAUGUUGACGAGGGUGAUAAGAGUUGCUCCAAGAGUUUUAAGGACUGCUUACCUGCCUAUAUUGAUAUACUAACGAAGCAGUUUUCACAAAUUGGAGUCCAGGACACUGAAAAAUUCCGAACAUCAGGAAACGGGGGUGAUAACUUAUCAGGCAAUGUACCCAUGGCCGCAAUAUAAAUGAGUUAUCGACGAGUAAUCAAUUUUGAGAAGUGACGGAAAGCAUCUUUACAUACCUGACACGCAAUUCGGGUCUCCUGAUUCAUAUUGAGAAGUCCAAAAUUUUAUUAUGGACAAUUAGAUGUUUAUUUCUAUAUGAUAUUUAUUUUCCCAAAUUGUACCUGUACAUGGAUGUAGAUAAGGAUGAGAUCAUAAAGUUCUAUGUACUUGUUCAGUUGCAAUGUAAAAAUGGUGUCGGCAACCUGCAAUCAUGUUGAAAUGGUGGGUACUGGCUGCAACUGAGUUCGAAGUUUUGUUCUAGAUACAUUACCAAAGGGACAGCUUUCAAUAUUUAUUUUGAAAUUGGUCGUUGUUGAAUUUA